GGCGCAAAAUGCACGCAGAUCGUGGUAACUUGCUGCUUUUAGCCCUGUGCCUGGCCACAAUCUCCGUGGGCUUCAGUCAGCGUUCCUUGAUGACGGAUGACACAUACCAUGCUGGCGUUGUGGAGUUCCCCUUGCUGGAGGGUACGGUUAACCAACGCACCUCAGCGGCAGCCAACGAUUUCAUUUCCAUUAUCGAGUCAAACGAUGCGGCCGACCUAGACAUACUCGUUUUUCCCGAGUACGUUCUAAAUGGUUUGGACACAGCAACCUAUGUGCCCGAUCCGAAACUUAACAUUUCGCCGUGCGUAUCUCCAGACUAUGACACCUUUUUUGUAGAGCUUUCUUGUGCUGUGCGUUCAAGAGGAAUUUACGUGCUCUUGAAUGUGUUGGAGAAGCAAAAGUGUGGCAAGGAUUUGGGCGACCCCACACUUAAUCCCUGUCCGGCCAGCGGGGUGCAGUAUUUCAAUACCAAUGUGGUGUUCGAUCGGCAGGGUCGUGUCAUUGCACGAUACCGUAAAACGCACCUUUGGCGCAACGAGUAUUAUUCACGAGCUGUGCUACAAACGCCAGAUGUGGUUACCUUUACCACUGACUUUGGCGUAACGUUUGGAACCUUCAUCUGUUUCGAUAUGCUGUUCUAUGAGCCAGCCUUGAAGCUAGUGCGCGAGCUCAAUAUCACGGACAUUAUCUAUUCUACCUACUGGUUCUCUGAGCUGCCAUUCCUCACGGCUGUGCAGCUUCAGGAGGGAUGGGCCUUUGCCAAUAAUGUCAAUCUGCUGGCGGCCGAUGGCAGCAAACCCGAAACGCGCACCACAGGCUCGGGCAUCUAUGCGGGUCGCGCCGGCCGCCUGAUUGCGGCUAUUUACGAGAAUUCAACGAAGAUUCUGCUCAAGGCACGCUUGCCUAAGCGUCGUGCAAAUGGAGUGCCUGUGGCAGAGCUACCGGCAGAGGUGCUCCCGCUGUUCCAACCGCGUCAGGUGACCCCGCGUUAUACAAAACUGGGACUCUUUCGUGACUAUAAUGUGGAUCUGUUUAGCACGGAGUUGUUGCCUUCGGACUUUAGAAGCGAGCAGCGUCGACUCUGCCACAAACCCUCUGAAUUUUGUUGCGAGUUCGAUGUAGCUCGGCAGUUUAGUGGCCUGCCCAGUGAUCACAGUGCUUAUCGGUAUCGCCUGGCCGCCUACUUUGGCGACGAGACAACGUUCAUCCGGGUCGAUCGCAGCGAGCAGGCCGUCUGCGCCCUAUUCGCUUGCACAGAUGCCGAGCUGGCGAGCUGCGGUCGCAUCUUUCCUGGCAGCAUCCAGGUGGCUAAUGAAUAUUACUUCAGUGCCAUCAAUGUUAGUGCAAUUUUUCCGGCCGCCCCUCGUCGCCUCAUCAUGCCCAGCACUGUCGAUGGUGUCAUGUUGCCGCUACCCGUGGCCCAGUAUAGCUGGACAGAGAAGCAGGGUCCUUCCGGCAAUACUUCAGUACAAAUGGUAUUAACAGCGCCCAAAAACGAUCUGCUCACCUUCGGCAUUUGGGCGAACUAUUAUACCGAGUUGCCAAGCUUGCACAACUUGGAUCAUAUGCACCCUGGCAGCUCUAGCACUGGAACUGGAGGCAGCCCUAAUGCUAACGGCACUACCAACGGUACCGGCGUAGCAGCUGUUUCUGCUUUCCUCUCCACGUUCGCUCUCUUCCUGACUGGCUUCGUUAUGCUGUUAUGCUGAGCUUGUUGUGCGCCUUGCAUUGAAUAAACCGAUUUUUGUUGCUCAGAUUUAA
Molecule: messenger RNA, 1761 nt
Organism: Scaptodrosophila lebanonensis
Lineage: Eukaryota; Metazoa; Arthropoda; Insecta; Diptera; Drosophilidae
Product: vanin-like protein 2
Exons: 2
Coding region: 9-1709 (566 amino acids)
Source: RefSeq, a predicted model, not a curated record